Molecule: messenger RNA, 626 nt
Organism: Ipomoea triloba (trilobed morning glory)
Lineage: Eukaryota; Viridiplantae; Streptophyta; Magnoliopsida; Solanales; Convolvulaceae
Exons: 2
Coding region: 69-443 (124 amino acids)
Source: RefSeq, a predicted model, not a curated record
AGCCGUCAACUCUCGUUAAAACCUACUUCCACGGCAGUUUCUCUCUCUACAUUUACGGAGCGGUAGAAAUGGCGACGAAUUUGUUACCGUUGCGGCCGACCGUCGUCAUGGCGUGCGCCGGCUCCUCCCACCGGAAACCUGACGCCAGUGGCCGGAAAGCCGGCGGAAACUCAAACUGGUGGGCCCCGGUUUUCGGAUUUCCCGCCGAACCGGACUACAUUGGCGCGAAUUCCAACAGGAAAGUCGCGAACAAAACGGAUCCCGAUCUAGAUGCAAAACCGGCGAUCUCUCGAUUCGCUCCCGGCGCCUUCACGGAGGAUAAGGCGCGACAACUCCGGAAGCUCACAACGGAGUCGUCGUCGUUCCAUGACGUCAUGUACCACUCCGCCAUCGCUUCCCGACUCGCCUCCGAUUUCUCAGACCGAUCCGUUUCCAAAAAUUAAAGGCCAGAAGUGAAGUGCUAAAUAAUUCUCAAGGUGAAGAAUGAAGAUGGCAAACAAUUCACCAGUGCCAUCAUACCUGUGAACAGCCAUCUUGUAACAAUACUGUCAUGCUGCUUAUUACAAAAAUAAAUGUAAAAAAUGUCUCUCCAAGAAACCAGAUUCCAUCGCUUCACUUGCUCUCAA